Messenger RNA from Branchiostoma belcheri (Belcher's lancelet), 2310 nucleotides. Its product is annotated as shaker-related potassium channel tsha2-like. Lineage: Eukaryota; Metazoa; Chordata; Leptocardii; Amphioxiformes; Branchiostomatidae. The transcript has a single exon. Gene Ontology annotation, cellular component: membrane; voltage-gated potassium channel complex. The record is from RefSeq and is a predicted model, not a curated record. Gene Ontology annotation, biological process: potassium ion transmembrane transport; protein homooligomerization. The coding region runs from base 583 to 2145 and encodes 520 amino acids. Gene Ontology annotation, molecular function: delayed rectifier potassium channel activity; protein binding.
AGAUACGGACUUGUGUCUGGAACAGAGACUGGCUUCGUCGUCUUGUGGUCAAACCAAACCUAAUUAGCAUCCAUGAGACCUCACUGAGACCAUGUCAAGAUGUCUUGGCAAGAUGUUGACACACGGCCACCCAUGCGGAAGAAAGAAAACGCGAUCGAUCAGCAAGCUUAGGUCAAGGAAAAAUACCACAGUUUACUUCUGUCUCUGAAAGGAAGACAGUUAAAAUACCAAGGAACUCUACGACAACACAGCGCAUUCGUAUGGGAGGAAUUCCGUAAAUUGGGAGCGACUUGCCAGUGAUUUUCGAUGGGUUGUCACUUUGGACCCUUCAACUUUCUGAGGUAGGUGACUCGUCGCCCGUUUCCAUACACGUCCGCCAUUUUCGGUAAAACUGCUUUUGGUGAACAUUCUGGUAUGCAGGGAGCGCGACACGGAAGCCUUCACGCAAAGUCUGAUGCUAAAUCCAUCUCUAGGGUUUAAGGCGAUCGACCCUCUCAAAAGGAAUUCGAUAACUCAGAGUUAGCGGAGCGACUGAGAUUCCGACCCGGUUCGACAUUUGGACGCCGCCCAGUAGAUGAGAAGAUGAUCAACGAAAGCAUCACGAUGUCGUCAUUAGCUGACGAUUCCGUCGCCAUGAUGAGGAAUUCCGACUAUGGCAGGCAGAAAUCCUGGCCAAAAGGAACGCUGAUAGACGACAUCGGAGCCACAUUGACGGGGGGACCUGCGCAGAGGAUAACAUCCGGGGACUACGAACCCAUGCCAGAGGAAAGCACAACAUCCGGGGACUUGGAGAGGACCACAUCCGGGGACUACGAGUCCGCGCACGCGCAGAGGAUGACAUCCGGGGACUACGAAUCUGCUGCACUGAGCGACAGCCAAUGGCCGACGACAUGGACCCUGACGUCAUCCACUGCCUCUUCUUGUUCGCAACGUGUUGUGAUCAACAUCAGCGGACUUCGCUUUGAGACUUGUUUGAGAACACUGAACCGGUACCCGGACACGCUUCUGGGCAGCCCCAUGCGCAGGAUGGAAUUCUGGGACGAAUCACGUGACGAGUUCUUCUUCGAUAGGAAUCGGCCAAGUUUCGACGCCAUCUUGGAUUACUAUCAAACAGGAGGCAAAAUAAACCGACCGCUUUGCGUACCUCUCGACGUCUUCUAUGAGGAACUGAAGUUUUUCGAUCUUGGCGAAGAAGCUUUGUCGAGACUCCGAAGGAAUGAAGGGUUUCUUGACAAGACAGAGACGGUGCUACCAAACAACGUGAUUUUAAGACAUCUUUGGCUACUAUUCGAAUAUCCGCAAAGCUCCAAAGCUGCUCGAGUUGUGGCCUCAGUGUCAGUCGGGUUCAUAAUAAUAUCUCUAGGCGUGUUGUGCCUUGAAAGCAUCCCGAGUUUGAAGCCUACACAUAGUCGUAAGUCCUCACUACAAGACUUACUGAAGGCCUUUGAAGAACCCUUCUUUCUAACAGAAAGUACCUGCAUCGGGUGGUUUCUAUUUGAGUUUCUCAUACGAGCUAUUUCAUGUCCAUCCAAGAAAAAGUUUUUCGCACAAGCAAUGAACAUUAUAGACUUGCUCGCCAUUCUGCCAUAUUUCAUAGAAAUCCUGGUCAUCAUUGUGGUGCAUUGGCUUGAGAACUGGCUUGGAUUGGCUUGGAGGGGGUCAACUAAAAUCGAGUACAUCUUCCGCGUGGCGCGAUUGGUCAGAGUGUUUCGAAUCUUCAAGCUCACCCGUCACUCUGGCGCCAUGAAAGUUCUCGCGAAGACUCUCAAGUCCAGUCUGGGAGAGUUGGGUCUGUUGUCGUUCUUCCUUGUCCUUGCCACCCUUCUGUUCUCCACCUGUGUCUAUCUGAUGGAAGAAGGGAAAGAAGACAGCGAUUUUGAGAGCAUCCCGUCGGCAUUUUGGUGGACCAUCGUCACCAUGGUAACGGUCGGUUACGGCGACAUGAUACCGAAGACCCUGGGAGGUAAACUGAUCGGGACGCUGUGCACCAUCGCCGGCGUUCUCGCACUCGCACUUCCGGUUCCGGUUAUAGUUGCCAACUUUAAUCGUUUCUACCACACUCAUGAAGGAGACAUCGGGGACUUGGAAACAAAACCAGCAGAGAAAGGAAAACUCAAGUCGGGGUUCCAAAAACUGUCGCCUUAAGCAAUAGAAAUAAUAUAAUCACCAUUAUUCCACUUUAAACAUCUCUGCACGAUUUAAGAAAAGAGAAAAGAUUAAGUGUUCCAUACAUGUGUGCCCCUGCAUAUUUGUAAUGCACCGCUCCAUAUUUGGGACGUGGGGCGUUGCCUAAAACUACUAAGGCCCGCA